AUGCCCGCCGCGACGAUCUCUUCCUUCGAUGGGGCUCCGCGACGAAUACCGAAACUCGCCGUCCGCAAUAGAAUCCCAGAAGCCGAAGUGAUCGACGAGAAGACGUCGUUGAUCGACACGCGACGAGAUAGUAAGAUGCGACCACCACUUUCUUCGUGCUCGUCCGAGCAGACUUUAUCGCCUAGUCUUGUCCGACGACCGAGUAAUCUGUCGCAGGUCGAGGAUGGGGCACGAGGGCCCAGUGGGAGGGAGAGGAGCGGCAGUAUCGCGUCGACGACUACGCAGAGUCGAUCACAGCGGGUGCCGACGACGACGAAGAAGAAGGGUUCGGGUGUUUUGAGCUUCUUGACGUUGAGGGAGCCGUCGACGUCGGCGUGGGAGGAGUAUGCCAAUGCGCAGAAGAAGGCGGCGUCCGGGAAGAGUAGUCGGACGGCGCAGAAGUUGCCGGCGUUUGUGCCGGCGACGAAUUCAAAGUGGGAUGGUUUGCCGGAGAGUGCGAAGCGGGCGAGUAUGCAGUCGAAGAGGGAUGGGAGUAAGAGGUUCUCUACCUUCUCCAAUGCUUCGAAGCAGACGGGUCGGACGAUGGGGACGUCGUACUCGGAUAACAGUAGUGAGACCUCGUCGGCGAGGAGGUAUGGAUCUCUGUCGAGUAAACCUUCGAAAUCACAGAGUCACUCUGUUCCCGGAUCCGUGCACUCGAGGCCUUCGACCGAAGCUGGGAAGAAACAUAGUAUACCGACGACGACGACGAACACCACUCUCCACCCCGCGCACCGCAACACCGCCGUAACGCCCUGGGACGAACCACCGGACCUCAUCGCCGAGGACCCCGAAGAAGAAGACCGCCAAUCGUCCGAAAGCGCCCAGACGUUCCUCCACCCGCCCUCCCCAACCCUACCAGAACUCGACCCGCUUUCUUCCCUCCCUACCCCCGAACUCGAACUCCCCGAGCUCUUGCGGCCGGCAGAUUACAUCACCACGCCCGAACACUCCCCGCGCACCCCACCGGCGGAUUUCGCUCUCAACCUCAUCGACGCCAUCGCGCAGACGCAGAUGGAUAAUGCAUCCAAGCCCGAACAGCCGCAGAGUCCGGUGUUGGGAACUUUCUGGCACAGCGAUACGGAUACUGAGACUGAAUCUAUCAAGACUGGUCGUCCACUCUCUACCAACUUCAGCCGGCCGGUUCUGGGGAGGUUUUCGGGGAUGGCGUUGAUACCGGAGCAGUCGUUGCCUGACGAACCCGCUUCCGAGGACGAUGGAGAGGAGGAGGAAGAAGAAGAAGAGGACGCUCGAGCUUUCCAGUCGACGUUGAGGGAUGCCACGGGUCGAACCUCCCCGUUCUGUUUCGAGACGACGACGCUGCUUGCUCGACCCGUAAUCCCGGACCGCACGUCUUCGCAGGGAUUCGAGGGGGAGGGAUUGGGAGGGAAGUUCUCGCCUGGUGCGCGGGUGACGGGUUUGACUGUGACCACGGCUGUCGUGGCCGGCGCACCGCCAUUGCUAUCGCCUACGUUCUCGCCCAGGACUUUGACGGCCACGCGACCUACCAUGGCUGUUACAGAAACGGAAACGGAGAGAGAAGACGACACGGAAGAAGAGCGGGAAGAUACGCCGACCCGCCUUACCUCUGACCCUUUCCCCUCCCACUCCCCACCUCGCUCAAACAGCUCCACCCCGUCCCUCGCCCCCUCGGAAAUUUCCCUCCAAUGGACCAAGACACCCAAGGAGCGGUUGGGGCUGGGGAGUAGAUUGAGCCGGAUCCGAGCGGAGAAUGAUGUCCUACCUUGGGAAGUCGAGCAUAUUGCUUCUUCUGCGGGGAUUGGGAAAAGGGCGAGUGGUAUGACUGAGGCGCAGGCUAGGAGGCAGAGUGGUGCGAGCCAGAUGACAGUUGGGGAGGGAGGAGGGAAGCUCAGGCGGUUGAGUUUGCGGUUGGGGAGGAAAGGGUAG
Messenger RNA from Recurvomyces mirabilis, 1947 nucleotides. RefSeq lists its product as uncharacterized. The record is from RefSeq and is a predicted model, not a curated record. Lineage: Eukaryota; Fungi; Ascomycota; Dothideomycetes; Mycosphaerellales; Teratosphaeriaceae. The transcript has a single exon. Bases 1 to 1947 code for a protein of 648 amino acids.